Molecule: messenger RNA, 777 nt
Organism: Fraxinus pennsylvanica
Lineage: Eukaryota; Viridiplantae; Streptophyta; Magnoliopsida; Lamiales; Oleaceae
Source: the annotation of a GenBank genome assembly
AUGCACUCCUCGUCUUUGGCAAGUUCUAUCGCUACAAAUCUAGACCUGGUGCCUGAUUCUCGCGGAUGUUCAGUAUACUGUGGCAGAGGGGACAAGAAGACUGCUAGAGGCAAGCGUUUCAAUCACUCCUUUGGCAAUGCGAGGCCGAAGGACAAGAAUAAGGGAAGAGGACCGCCGAGGGUUUCCGUACCGCCGGCGCCGCCGAGGAAAGAUAAGUAUGAUGAUGGAGAGCUCAACAAAAAUGGUAAAGAUUUUGAAAUCAAACAAGGCGGUGGUCCUCCUACAGGGGGCAUUUCGCUCGCCACAAAGCCAUCAUCGAAGAACAUAGACAACGACACCCGUGCGGAUAGCGCCCUUAAAGCCACCAUUGUGAAAAAUUUUGACGACGAUGUUCGCGGCCGCAAUGAUGGCCAUUACUUGUUCACCAGUAUUGUCAAGUACCCUAGCAAGGUCACCCACAAGGAUUCUGCCAAGAAGUUGAGUGUAGAGGCAUUUGUCAAGGCCAAGAAACAGAACGGCAGGAUAGCUUACGUGGUGGUGAUGGGUGGCAAUUGUGGUGGUGUGGGUGUGAUCAGCUUUCAGAAAGAAGAUGCUCUCUUAGAGUUUUGUGUUCUCUUAGAGCUUCGUACUCUCUUCGAGCUUCAGAAAGAAUAUGCUCUCUUAGAGCUUAGGAAAAUAGAUGCACUCUUAGAGCUUCGUGCUCUCUUAGAGUUUCAGAAAGAAGAAUGCUCUCUUAGAGCUUUGGAAAACAUAUAUGCUCUCUUAGAGCUUUGUUGA